AUGUUUCAGACCAAGGUGGCACCGCAGUGGGCUGGUGCCCCAGCAGAUAGCGCAGGAGUGCUGCUGAGUGAUGGUUCUUCCGUCGUGCCACUUGCCAAGGCACUGGAGGGGUCGCCGUACUCCCACGGCUGGAAUGUUUCCGUGGAGAUUCAGGCACCUCGCGUGAACCUGUCUGCACUUGGCGGCGAACCGUUCAAUCUGCGGGACGUCUCUCAGGAGUAUCUGCCGGACUUCUCGCACGAUCAGGGCGUCGCCUUCCUUAGCGAGUUUGUUGCAGGCAGCUCCAUCGUGAUGUGGGUGCUGAUCGUACUUGUGCCUUUGUUCGUCUCCUUUCGUGGGAAGAAGCGGCCCUAUGUCGCUGCCAUGGCCUUGCGAACUCUGCGGGCAGCCUUCGUAGUGCACAUUCUGCGGAUACCCACCUACCUGACCACCACCCUCCCUGGAGCGGCUCCGCACUGCCAGAGUGUGAGGUGGCCUUCGAAUUUUGCAAGGCCAAAAGGUGGUUGGGAGGAGAACCAGAAGCACGUGCGCACAGUGUGGGACUUGUUCUUUAGCACGUACAACCUCACACACAACAGCAACUGCGGAGAUUUGGUCUUCAGUGGCCACACGGUGACGACGGCCACGCUCUUGGUGGCAGUGUGCUACUAUGCAGACCAGAUGCUCCCGAAGUGGAUGAGGAAUAUCAUCGUCGUAGCAUCGACGCUUCUCCUACUCUUGCAGGUUUUCCUCAUCGUAACAGUGCGCAACCACUACACGGUUGACGUCGUCAUCGCGGCUUACCUGGCUCCGCUGAACUUCUGGGCCUGGUUACACCUCGCCCCGACGGAAUCCGGAGCCGACUGCUCCCGCGAGACGUCGACACCACGGAGUGCAUUGACACCGGUGCCGGCCGGAGAAGCAGUGUGA
Messenger RNA from Symbiodinium sp. CCMP2592, 909 nucleotides. The record is from the annotation of a GenBank genome assembly. Lineage: Eukaryota; Dinophyceae; Suessiales; Symbiodiniaceae.